Molecule: messenger RNA, 1579 nt
Organism: Caenorhabditis sp. 36 PRJEB53466
Lineage: Eukaryota; Metazoa; Nematoda; Chromadorea; Rhabditida; Rhabditidae
Source: the annotation of a GenBank genome assembly
AUGACUUUUGCGAUUACUUCGUUUUUCCGUUCGGUAUAUCUCUCGCGCAACGAAUGGACAUUUCGCAACUCAAUCAUCCAACGUUUGCAGAUGUCCCAAACCCUGCAGGCCAACUACGAUUUCGCCGCGUUGGUCAACAAUAGUCGCGCGAUUCAGGUGAGCCUAGACACUUGGACACUUUGCAACCGGUUGCCCAUUUCAGGUGGUGUGCACGAUCGUCCAACUCGUGCUCAUCUACACCGAAUCCGGCGCGCUUUCCCUCUUCACGUUCCUGUUCUACUCGCUCCUCGUCGCAAUGCACCUACUUCAUUUGGCGCGCCGCUGGUAUUACAACAUUGACGGACGGUACGAUGUGCGGCAGAUCAUUCGCGACAACGAAGUGACGCUCAGGAUUCAGUACGCCGUUGGUAAGAGUCGUCGCCUAGUUGCAAUUUCGCCCGAAAAAUGCAAAAUGUUAAACGGCGCGUCCAAUGGCUCGGAAACGCCGCAAAUCUCGCGGAUUUUGCACUCCAAAGUCGGCAGAAAUUUGCGGGAAAUGCGGGGUGCGCACACAGCUGAACGAGUGUUACCGUACACCAUAAAACUACGGUAUUUUUUGAAAAUUUUUAAAUUUCUCGAGAAUAUUUGUAAUUUUUUUCAAAUUUCUUGGGUAAAUUUUCAACGGUAUUUUUUUGAAAAAAAUUUAAAUUUCUCGAGAAUAUUUGCAAUUUUUUUAUAUUUCUUGGGUAAAUUUUUCAACGGUAUUUUUUUGAAAAAAAUUAAAUUUCUCGAGAAUAUUUGCAAUUUCUCACAUUUCUUGAGUAAAUUUUUCAACGGUAUUUUUUUUGAAAAAAAUUUAAAUUUCUCGAGAAUAUUUGAAAUUUUUUUCAAAUUUCUUGGGUAAAUUUUUCAACGGUAUUUUUUUGAAAAAAAUUUAAAUUUCUCGAGAAUAUUUGCAAUUUUGCAAAUUUCUUGGGUAAAUUUACAACGGUAUUUUUUUGAAAAAAAUUUAAAUUUCUCGAGAAUAUUUGCAAUUUUUUUCAAAUUUCUUGGGUAAAUUUUUCAACGGUAUUUUUUUGAGAAAAGUUUAAAUUUCUCGAGAAUAUUUGCAAUUUUUUUCAAAUUUCUUGGGUAAAUUUUUCAACGGUAUUUUUUUGAGAAAAAGUUUAAAUUUCUCGAGAAUAUUUGCAAUUUUUUUAAUUUUCUUGGGUAAAUUUUUCAAAAAAAUACCUUAGUUUUAUGGUGUACGGUAACACUCGUUCAGCUGUGCGCACCCCGCAUUUCCCGCAAAUUUCUGCGCCGACUGGACUGCAAAAUCCGCGAGAUUUGCGGGGUUUCCGAGACUUUGGACGCGGCAUAAAGGCCGCCUGAUCUUUUCAGCCAUCUUCUCACCGCUGAUCCUCGGCUUCUUCACCUGGACGUUCGUCGAAUUGAACAACGGCCUCGUGCACUCACUCUUCCACCUCUCCGUCAUGAUUCAGGCGAUUGACAAUCGUGAACAGUUUUUUUGUUUAACGCAAGUAGUUUUCAGGUGAUUUUGGCGGCGGCUCAACUUGGACUCGAAUUCUACGAAGUGGUGAUGGCGAACAAGAGCAAGUGA